AUGUCUGCAACGUCAUCCGCGUCGUGUACUAUAGUCUCGGGGUCCUUCAUAACAUUGGGGGCUGCCUGCCGAGAACUACUGGUCGACAACAAGACUGCUCUCGCGAAGUGCUUCAUCGACCUCGAGACUGGUACCAAGGACUACAGGUUGACCAUGCGUGACUGUGUCGAUGCCAUCACGGUUCCCACACCACUCCCUGCCGGCCCCCUUACGGCUCCGACAUCGAGUGAAACCAGUGAUGGCAGAGCGGGCACCACAGCCAGUGGUACAUUCCCGACUCAAGACAGCACUCAGCAUGGCUCCUCUGAGACCCCAACCGACGUCAACGUUGCGUUCGAGGACAUGGUCCGUACAUGCGAACGGAUCGCAGAUGACAAUCUGCUAGACAUAAGCACACCAACUUGGGUGAAGCCAACGGCCAAAUGGUUAUCCAGAUGCCUUAUCGACAAGGUAUCCCAGGAGUACCGCAUUGCCGUACCCGAUGAUUGCCCGCUGCCAACUCGUGGUGAUCUUAAGCGCGAGAUAGCGACAGCGAGAUCCAGCAAGUCGGCCCAUCCCCGUGAGACUAUCGCGCCCUCGAGAGUGUCGUAUCCGGGUCAGCAAACCGAUCUAUCUCGAGAACACGAGGAUUCCCCUGUGACUGAGAUAUCCACAUCUCACUGGACGAAAGCCAAGCAGCAUGCACUCCGAAGCCAAGUCCGUCCCUUGAUCAUUAAAACCGAUACCACCAAGUCAUCCCAAAAUGAGGUUCUGAAGCAGGUCAACACCCUACUUGGUAAACCGAUCUUGAAGGAGUUCUACUUCGACGGGAGCGACAUUGGUGCGUAUGCGGAUUGGAGGGUCCGGGUCUGUGAUGAGAUCGACAACUACAACUGUUCACGUGAGGUGAGCGUUGAGAUAGUAUGGGCUUGUCUCAAACCCUCACUACGGUCUCGCAUAAGACGGCGUGUGUCCAGCACUGAUCGAGUCCAACGCGGACAUGUUGCCAUAUUCGAUGUUCUCGACGACAUCUAUCUCACGCCUAACGAGUUGAAGGCCUUCAGCAGCCGAUGGGAAAAGGUUGUACAGCUGCCUAAUGAAACUCUUCAGGACUACGCUCUGCGAUUUGAAGAGCUCGUGCAUACUCGACGAUCUCUCCUUGAGGCCGACAUUCCCGAUAGUGAGUUGGUACAGAAGUUCUCCAAUGGCUUCUGCGAACCUGCUGCCAUACUCGCCAAGAUGCUUGUCGAUCCUCUCGGACGUCUGGACUAUGAAGGCUUCAAGCUAGCGGUGGUAUCCUUCGUGCAGUCCGGCGACGAGAAUGUCAUUCCCUUGUUGGGCUCCAAACCAUCACCCGGUGCUCCCAAGCCAUCUGCGUCUGAUACCUCCAAGAACGCCAAGAAACCUCUGGCCCGCAAGGCAGCCUUCGACACUGAUGAUUGCUACGCCCAAGUUCACCUUGCCAUCACCAAGUCCCUGGGGCUAGAUCAAAAGGCCUGUUUGCGUUGUGGCCAGAACGCCAACCACUUUGCAAGAGAUUGCAACUCUCCCAACAUCUACAGAUGUGCCGACCGUUGCCAGACGUGCGGGGACCUACGAUCUGAGAAUCAUCGCUGUAGGAUUUCCCCACGGAGGGUGGUGUGUUCAAGGUGUCAUAAAACAGGGCACGUUGCUGGUGUCUGCCGUAGUCAGCGCAAGAGCAGCUCUGGCAAGCGCAGUGAGGUGCCCGAGUCUGAUGGUGAGGCUCAGUUCAAGGACAAGUUUCCUGUCACUAACUCUAAGUGUGCGCUGGUGACCUCUUUGGCGGCGGCUGCUGUCCGCAAGAAUGCCCCCGACCCUGUUGUCGAUUUUCUCCGACGCCUUCCCCGCCAACCUGAGGUACAUCUAACUCUUGGUGUUAAUGGUGCCUACUGCAAAGCCUCCUGCUUAGUGGACUCAGGAGCCAAUUGCUCCCUGAUCAGCUCCGGCUUGGUUGCCUAUCUCACCAAACGUGGCGUGAUCAAGGAUAAGGACGUCGUACAACUUCCCAGUACGAUUCCUGUCAGUGUAGCCUCUGGCAAGAGCAUCUCCGGGUCUCACAUCGUUCACAUCGAAUUCGCCAGUGGUCGACUUGAGGGUACACUGGAGUUCCUCGUCUGCGAUGAUGUCGAUCCCGACAUUCUUUUGGGUACCAACAUGUUCCCAGCCAUAGGUGUACAACUGACUUCCACUGGCGAGGCGGACACCACCAACUUCCGGUGUGCUGCUUCGACUACUGCGCCUCCUCCCGAUCCUAUUAUGGCCGCUCGCGCCACUCCAUCACUUCCGACUGCUGAGAUUGUGCAGACUGCUGAGGGCAAGCGCGUGAUGUGUCAUUGUGGUCCGUUGGAGAGGCUGGUCUUGUAUCCUUAUCGAGAGAAGCAAAGGCAGCUGUCCCAGACCAACAACCAGAUCCUUACCCAUCGUAUGCUCACUAUGGCUUCACAGGGCAAGGUCGAGUCCUGCAAUGAGGCUGAUUGCACUGCCGUCCUUGCCGCUGUCAUCUGCGAUAAGGAAUCGGGUGUUCGACCGCGGGUGUAUCCUGAUCCGAUGGUGGAUAAGCGAUACAGGGUCACCGUGGACUGUAGGCCUAUCAAUAGGUUGGUAUUGGUAGGAGAUGUGGCGGAUGAAGAUGCCAACAUGAUGCUGAUGCCUCAGACGAUGAUCGCCGAUGGUACCCCACAGCUAACCGACGCUGCUGUUAAGGAAGCCUUUCGACAAGCUGAACCGAACAUCACCGCAAAGCUCAACAGCAUCCCCUUCUCCUACCAAGCCUACUACAAGCUCGAUUUGACCGAUGCCUAUUCGGGAGUUCUCCUACCUCCCGCACUAAGGUCCAUCUUUGGCACUACUUCCCGGGCUGGCGAUGGGCGGCAGCUGUGGUGGGUGUACAAAGUCCUUCCCCAAGGGUGGGUGUUCUCAAGCUGUCUCUUCAACUCGGCCAUGCAGCUUCUCGUGGACAUCAUCAACGAACAGCUACACCGACUACAGAUCAAGGCUGUCUGUCGCCAUAACAAAGACGACAUUUUGAUUGCUGCACAGGAUGCCCAGAACUGCCAAAAAGCCGCUGAUGUUGCCAUCCAGAUCUUCAUCGAGCAUGGUUUUCACCCUAACCCAGCCAAGUCCUGCGGUCCCACUGAUAAGGUCCAUUUCUGUGGUGUUACUCUCCGAGGUGGCUUUCAUCGUCCUGAGGGAUCUCGACAAGCCUUUACGGAGUCCACCUACUCGCUAGCGUGGUCCGAGUUUGUCACUCCAUCGUUGAAGUCGAAGAAGGUGACCGACAACUUCGAGACCCUGCGAUUGGCACGACUUGGGUGGCUCCGAAAGUGGUCCGGAACUAUGAACUACCUCCGCAACCACCUACCUCCGGAGGCUCUUACAAAUCUCUAUGUCCUACAAGACGCUUUGUCCCGCUACCAGAAGCAUGACUGCCCUCUUCUCCAAGAAGAGCUCAGUGAUCGCCAGAACGAGCGCGUGACUGGUAUUGGUGAAGCUUUCCAAGGGCUGCUGCAAUUCUAUCUGUCUGGUAUACCACCCAUGGUAGCGACCCAUCUUGGUGGCUCACUGCUGGGUACGGUGGUGCUGGGAGAUUCCAAUACUGACUCAUGGGCUGCCAUCAUUCUCAAGGCAGUAUUCGACGAUGCUGGUGACAUCAACACCCCACAUUCGCUCGACGUUCCGGUCAUCUUCCCUGAUAGCAUGUCGCUCUUCGAUACAAAUGACCCCAAGCCUCUCGUCUUCCUCCCUGUCCGCAUGCUGGGUGGCCGCUGGAGCCAGACUGAUAGGAAGAGGAGUAGUACUUGGAGAGAACGAGCGGCUGUGGUGGCCGCUAUCGCCGACGCCGAGUCAGAGCUGGAGGGUCCUGUUACUGUGGUCUUGGACAACCAGAAUGGUAUGAAGACGUGGAAGGACGUAUUGGACACCUUCCACGGCGUUUGGCUUACUCGGUGGGAAGCCUUCUGUCGCAAUGUCAACAAGGUCAUAUGGGUUCCGAGGUCUGAAUGUCCGCGUUGGGCCGAUGCCCUAGCUCGGAGUAUUGCCAACGAUGAGCCCGUGACCAUAACCGAGACUACUACAGAGGCUAUCCGAAGUGAUUACCCUCAGGCCAAUACGGCUGUUACCGCCAGUCUGGGAUCAUCGACGUCCUCAACAUCCGAUCCAGUGCCACCAUCGUCUACUCCUCUGCCCUUGACCGAGACCGAUGAGCCGGAUCUCGGUGCUAUCGAUGUGUGUGUAAACCUACUCGAUGGCCUCAGGAGGUGCUUCCUAGCGUGGAAAACAAGAGUGCCGUUCGAGGAGAGUUCCGAUGUCCCCGUUGACCCCGAAUCCGCCCGCCGAUGGCUCUAUGAUGUCCAGAGGGGGGAUGAGGAGUGUGGUAAGGUUCGCUCUCUCAUUGAUCGUAAGCUGUCUCGUUUUUGGAUUGACGAUUGUGGUCUUAUGCGAUUGAAAGACGGCUAUGUGAUUCCUAGAAAAUAUGCUCCUGAUAUCGCUCGGAAGUAUCAUUACUUCUACGGUCACUCGGACAGCAAGCAGACUACUGCAUGCAUCUCCAAGCACUUUUAUAUAUUUGGGUUGGCCAAGGCUGUCCAGAAGGUCAUUAGCCGGUGUAUUUGCCAGUAUACCCGUGCCAGGAGGGGGACCGACAGGCCUGUCGCAACUUCCCUUGGUGGUGCUAUGGUUCCGAUGGACUGUGUCUUCAUCGACGUCGUUGGUCCCCUACCCUUGUCAGCCAAGCAUCCCUACCGGUUUGUAUUAAGCUGUAUGGAUGCAGCUAGUCGACAUAUCUGGUUUUUUGCUAUUAGCUCCAGUACUUCUCAGUCUCUCAUCGAUACCCUCGAGAGUAGACUAAUCUAUCCCUAUGGUUGCAUGCGUAGCUUGCGUAUGGAUAAUGCUCCAUCAUUCAGGUCAACAACCUUCCGUGGAUGGUGCUAUUCUAGGGGUAUCGUCCCAACCUAUGUACCGUCAUUUGCUCCCCAUCGCAAUUCUCUGUUGGAACGACAGCAUGGUGUCUUGAAGAAGGUGCUCAAGGUUCUGUGUGCUGGCGACACUGACCUGUGGCCCCAAUUCCUACCUGUUGCGAUGGCUCGAUGCAAUUCUCGGUGCUUGGGUGACACCUCUACUACCCCUUUUGAAUUGUUCUACGGUCGCCCUUGUUGCUCUCCGUGGAGCGAUAGGUUCUGUGACCUCCGCUCGGGUAUCUCUGAUGACUCCGUCAAGUUCGAGGCUGACCGGCGUUUGAGGCGAAGGAAUGCCCAACUCAAAGAUAUCAUCGCUCUUCUAGACAAGGCCGAAGCUGAUAGCUUCCUCCGAACCCCUACUACCAACCCCAUUAACAAUCGUCGUCAGUUCAAGAAAGGUGAUUUUGUACUCAGAUGGCGCGAGGCGGCUCACUCCCUUGACUCCUCUUGGUAUGGUCCUUUCACCGUCGAUGAAGUGCUGGGCAAUUACACUUAUAAGCUCAAUGAUGGCAGCGUCCACGAUAGCAAGAAUCUUUGUAUAUUCCAUCCCGUCCAUCAUUGA
Molecule: messenger RNA, 5517 nt
Organism: Perkinsus marinus ATCC 50983
Lineage: Eukaryota; Perkinsozoa; Perkinsida; Perkinsidae
Product: gag/pol/env polyprotein, putative
Exons: 1
Coding region: 1-5517 (1838 amino acids)
Biological process (GO): DNA integration; proteolysis
Molecular function (GO): zinc ion binding; aspartic-type endopeptidase activity; nucleic acid binding
Source: RefSeq, a predicted model, not a curated record